Molecule: messenger RNA, 204 nt
Organism: Gongylonema pulchrum
Lineage: Eukaryota; Metazoa; Nematoda; Chromadorea; Rhabditida; Gongylonematidae
Source: the annotation of a GenBank genome assembly
AUGAUACGACGAAUCAGUCGCUUCGGUGUCAAACGUUCGAUCUUGCGAUUCGGUAUUUGCCGGAACUGGGCAGUAGUAGUAGUAGCGUCGAACGCCGGCGAGGACGGUGGAUGCAAGCACUACACUCAAUGUCAACAGUGUGUUGGCUUCGUUCUUUCGUUUGUUUUAACUCGUUCCAGACAGUAUGAACUGCACAAUUUAUAG